Molecule: messenger RNA, 2019 nt
Organism: Necator americanus (New World hookworm)
Lineage: Eukaryota; Metazoa; Nematoda; Chromadorea; Rhabditida; Ancylostomatidae
Exons: 17
Coding region: 1-2019 (672 amino acids)
Biological process (GO): tricarboxylic acid cycle; mitochondrial electron transport, succinate to ubiquinone
Molecular function (GO): flavin adenine dinucleotide binding; succinate dehydrogenase (quinone) activity; electron transfer activity
Source: RefSeq, a predicted model, not a curated record
AUGAGCACGGGUCGCGUCUUAAACAGUUCCGGGCUUGCGUUCGCAGCGGUGCUUCACAAAUCUCCACAGAAGAAGGUAAGAAUGUUAUCGGUGGCAAGGCGCAGUGUCGGAAGCCUGCUGUCACGUCGUACUUAUGCGCUCGCUGCCUCCACAACCGACGCUAAACAUGGAAAUAUCGCCAACUAUAAAGUUGUCGAUCACGCUUACGAUGCUGUCGUCGUUGGUGCAGGAGGCGCAGGCCUACGUGCUGCGAUGGGAUUGUCGGAAGGUGGUCUAAAAACGGCUGUCAUCACGAAGAUCUUCCCCACCCGAUCGCAUACUGUUGCUGCACAAGGUGGUAUUAAUGCAGCCAUAGGAAGUAUGAACAAGGACGACUGGCGUUGGCAUUUCUAUGACACUGUUAAGGGAUCUGACUGGCUUGGAGAUCAAGAUGCCAUUCACUACAUGUGUCGAGAAGCCUGCCGAGCCGUAAUUGAAUUGGAGAACUACGGUAUGCCUUUCUCCCGUACCGCCGAUGGAAAGAUUUACCAGCGUGCUUUCGGAGGACAGUCCAACGAUUUCGGUCGUGGUGGACAAGCUCAUAGAACUUGCGCCGUUGCGGAUCGUACUGGACACUCACUUCUUCACACCCUUUAUGGAGCUUCGUUGCAGUACAACUGCAAUUAUUUUGUGGAGUAUUUCGCCCUUGAUCUCAUCAUGGACAAGGGUGCAUGCGUUGGUGUUGUUGCAUUGUGUAUGGAAGAUGGAACAAUUCAUCGAUUCCGUUCAAAGAACACAGUGUUAGCAACAGGAGGAUUCGGGCGAGCGUACUUCUCAUGCACUUCUGCGCACACUUGCACUGGAGAUGGAACAGCUUUGGUUGCUCGUGCAGGUAUCAGCAACACUGACAUGGAAUUUGUCCAGUUCCAUCCUACCGGUAUUUAUGGUGCAGGAUGUUUGAUCACUGAAGGAUCUCGAGGAGAGGGCGGGUAUCUUGUGAAUUCCAAAGGAGAACGGUUCAUGGAACGAUAUGCGCCAAAUGCUAAGGAUUUGGCUUCCCGUGAUGUCGUAUCUCGUGCGAUGACCGUGGAAGUGAUGGAGGGACGUGGUGUUGGUCCAGAAAAAGACCACAUUUUCUUACAACUUCAUCAUCUGCCUGCUAAACAGCUCCAUGAGAGAUUACCUGGUAUCUCAGAAACUGCCAUGAUUUUUGCUGAUGUUGAUGUUACUAAGGAACCAAUUCCCGUCAUUCCUACUGUACAUUAUUGCAUGGGUGGUGUCCCAACCAACUACAAAGGACAGGUCAUCAGUUAUUCUAAGGAAAAAGGUGACCAGAUUAUUCCCGGACUGUACGCGGCGGGUGAAUGCUCCGCACAGUCGGUGCAUGGUGCAAAUCGAUUGGGUGCGAACUCAUUGCUUGACUUGGUCAUUUUCGGAAGAGCCGCUGCUUUGAGCAUUCUCGAACAUACUAAGCCUGGUGUCGGUGUUCCGGAUCUGCCAAAGGAUGCUGGAGAGUCAUCUGUUGAUAAUAUCGAUUCCCUAAUGAAUAGGAAGGAUGGUCCAUCUACUGCUGAUGUGCGACUUCAAUUGCAGAAGACCAUGCAAAAACACGCUGCUGUGUUCAGGCGUGGAGAUAUCUUGCAGGAGGGCGUUAAAAAAGUGGGAGAAAUCUAUAAGAAUAUCGACAAUUUGCACGUGUCGGACAAGAGUUUGAUUUGGAAUAGCGAUCUGGUUGAGACACUUGAGCUCCAGAAUCUUCUCAUCAAUGCCAUUCAAACCAUUGUUGCAGCCGAGGCUAGGAAGGAAUCACGUGGUGCUCAUGCUCGUGAUGAUUUCCCCACUCGUAUCGACGAAUACGACUAUGGAAAACCGCUCGACGGCCAGAAGAAGAAGCCAAUCGAGGAACACUGGCGCAAACACACAAUGAUUACCUCUGACAUAAAAACCGGCAAAGUGAAACUCGACUAUCGUCCUGUCAUUGAUACCACUCUUGACAAGAGCGAAACCGAUUGGAUCCCGCCAAAGAUCCGCUCAUACUAA